AUGAGCUUUAUCGUCAGCCCUGUGAAGAGGCUUAAAUGGGGAUUUAUACCCAGGAAGAGAAUAGUGGAAGAUUUCGAAGAUUCUAAAGACAACAGUAUCGAUGAUAUAAUUGUUGUCAAAGAGGACGGCGAAACUAACGAGAAAAAGUCCCAAUCAUUAGAUAGUAAUUCGGAAAAAAGCUUAGACACAAAUGAUCAAGAAGUAGAAUUAGAAUAUCGUGAUGAGAAAAAUCGUAAAUGGUGGAAAUUUUUUGAUGAAUAUGAAUAUAGAAUCAAUAAGAAAGGUCGUUCCAAACAUAAGUGGUAUAAGUGGUUCAAUGAAACAGACACACCGGCUGAACGAAAAUUGAUUUUGAAACUUGACAUAUUAUUGACAUUCUACUCAUUAAUGGCUUACUGGGUCAAAUAUUUGGAUCAGACCAAUCUUAAUAAUGCCUAUAUUGGUGGAAUGAAAGAAGGACUUGGUAUGGAAGGAAAUGACUUGGUUAAUACUCAAGUAAUGUUCAGUGUGGGUAACAUUGUGUUUCAAAUUCCUUUUAUGUAUUUGUUAUAUGCUGCCCCUUUGAAUUUUGUAUUACCCUCAUUAGAUAUCUGCUGGUCCAUUUUGACAGUUUGCCUAUUCCGCUCUGGUAAUGUUAAAGGAUUGAAAGCUAUGAGGUUCUUUAUUGGGGCAUUUGAAGCACCUUCUUACUUAGCUUACCAAUAUUUAUUUGGUUCAUGGUACAAAGUUGAUGAAAUUGCUAGAAGAUCUAUGGUUUAUUAUUUUGGACAAUACUUAGGGCUUCUAACUUCUGGUUUGUUAUCUGGUGCCAUUGAGGAUUCGCUUCAGGGUAAAAAUGGAUUAGAUGCAUGGCAAUGGAUUUUCAUCGUUGAUGGUAUAGUAUCUGUUGCAGUUGGAGUAAUUGGUUUUUAUGUACUUCCUGGUACACCUUCUCAGUGUUAUUCUAUCUUUUUAACUGACGAUGAGAUUAGAUUAGCUAGAAGUCGUUUGAAGGUAAAUAAGACAGAAACGAACCCAAAGAAAAGAGUGUCUGAUUUAUUCGAUUUAAAACUUUGGAAAUCGAUUCUUUCAUCUUGGGAAAUCUAUGUAUUAAGUUUGUGGAAUAUGUUUUGUUGGAACAACAAUAACGGGAGUUCUGGUGCGUAUGCGUUAUGGUUAGAGUCUUUGCAUAGGUACGGAGAAGGGACUAAACAACGUAUGACAGCUUUAACUCCAGGAUUGGGUCUUAUAUGGCUUCUCUUGACAUGUUGCUAUGCUGAUUUGUUCCACAGUCGUUGGCUGGCAAUAAUAUUUUCGCAGGUUUUUAAUGUCACUGGUAAUGUUAUCCUUGCUGUCUGGGAUGUACCGGAAAGAUCUAAAUGGUUUGCAUGGUGCUUACAAUAUUUUGGCUGGGCAAUGGCUCCUGUGUUAUAUUCAUGGCAGAAUGAUAUAUGUCGUAGAGACGCAAGAAAGAGGGCUGUUAUUUUGGUUACCAUGAAUAUGCUUGCCCAGGCAUCCACAGCUUGGAUGUCUGUUAUUGUCUGGAAGACAGUAGAAGCCCCAAGGUAUUUGAAAGGUUAUACCUUUACUGCAUGCUGCGCCUUUCUGUUAUGCUUGUGGACGAUGGUUGUAUUGUAUUUUUACAAAAAAACUGAGAGAAAACACGCUAAAGAUAAUGGUAUCAUCCUUUAUAAUUCUGAUGAUUUAUCUGUGAAUGAUCCAGAACUGGUUCAAAUCAAGAGACAAGAGUAA
Molecule: messenger RNA, 1731 nt
Organism: Debaryomyces fabryi
Lineage: Eukaryota; Fungi; Ascomycota; Pichiomycetes; Serinales; Debaryomycetaceae
Exons: 1
Coding region: 1-1731 (576 amino acids)
Biological process (GO): transmembrane transport
Cellular component (GO): membrane
Molecular function (GO): transmembrane transporter activity
Source: RefSeq, a predicted model, not a curated record